Racocetra persica is the source of this 183-nucleotide messenger RNA. NCBI's taxonomy places the organism in Eukaryota, Fungi, Glomeromycota, Glomeromycetes, Diversisporales, Gigasporaceae. The record is from the annotation of a GenBank genome assembly.
AUUUUAAAGAUUUAGAUGAAAAGGCUUGGAGAAAGAAAACAAAAGAAUUGAUCGAAAAAUCUAUUUUAGCAAAAAGUGGAACUCAAAAAUAUCGAUAUAUACAAGUUUAUGAUCAUAUAGUUGAUUUAGUUAAAUUAUUUAAUGGUGAAGGAAUUCCUAUAGAAGUUUGGAUUCUUGAAUUGA